UAGUGGUGAUUACAUGAAGUUAUAAAAUAAAACACCGACUCCCUGUUGGUAUUUUCCUUCACUAUAAAAAUGUGACCGAGUUUACAGCUGAUAUUUUUCUUACUCGAAAAAACCAAAAAAUAAAUAAAUAAUUUGUGAUUAAUUAUUUAUGUUUUAUUGCUUAAAUAUUUCAAGUUUGUGACUGAAAUUUAUAAAAUAAUUAGUUUUUUUUUUUGUAAUAAAUAAGUUAAUAAAAUGUAUAAUAAAUUAUUUGACAAGCCAUUUAAUUAUGCCAACGACAUCACCUGUUGUUCGUUUAGAAUGCAAACAAUCAAUAGUGAUUACAUUUUUUAUUAAUCAUUUUUUUUUAUUAACGAUUAAUAAAAAUGAUAUUUAAAUACUAUGAUUUUAUUAAGAGUUUAUAAUUCUGAGGCAUUAUUAUGGUGAAAUAUUAAACUUACAAAUAUAUACAUCAAAAAAAUAUAUAUAUAUAUAUAUAAUAAUAAAAAUGGAGCAGGUAAUACCAAUGAGUUGGUUAAAUAAAAUUCUAUUGACUGUAAGUUUGGGAUGUGUAAUAUUUUGUUUGAUAAUCGAACAAUGGUUCACUUUGACAUCAUUAUCUAUUUAUAUUUCAUUGACAUGGUGCAUAAUUGUGAUAAUAAUAUCAACUUGGUUGAGUUGUUAUCUUUUAAAAAUAACAUUGAAAGCAGUUUCGCCAAUUAACAUCCACCCAGUUGAUAAAAUAAUUAAAAAAAUUAUCAACAUUGAACCAGAAACAAACAACAACAAGGUACCAUCUCCUAAUGACCCAUCUCGUAACAAUAAAAAUGAAUGUGGACAAAUAAAUGACGAAAAUAAUAAAAUAUCUGAUAAAACAGAAGACAUAAAUAAAAUAAUAAAUGAAAUCAAUGAAAAAUUUAUUGAUACCUGGUACGGAAUUAUCAGUAAUGACAAAACAUUCAACGAUGAAUCAAAAAAAAUUCUCAAGACACUUUUUGAAAAAAUUUACAGUAAAAUUUUACUAAUAAAUAAAAUAAAAUUGUCGCAUAAAUUUGCUGAUAUAUUGUUACUGCAUUUGAAAGAAUAUCGACGUGCGUUGCGUCGAGUUGAAAAGGGUAAAGCUAAAGAUAUUGAAGAAGCUUACAGAUGUAUACAUCCAGGUUCCCGUAGUAAUUCAACACUAGAACAUACACUGCAUCGUAUUGUAAAAAUUAUCAUACGCGAAUUUAUCCAGUGGGAAGUAACGAAUUCUUUACCAUGUAAAUUAUUAUUAUCAAUACUUGCCAAAAAAUUAUCUGUUAUUUUACAUCAAGUAUCUGUACCUCAGUGGAUUUUUAUUAGAAUAAUUAAAUAUUUAAAAUUUACUGAUAAUAAAACAUCAUCUAGAGAUACCGAUAGCGGUAUAGUAUCUCAUGGUUUAAGUACAGGAAUAACUUCAGCGACAGCUGCGGUAAUAAAAAGACAGUUGCCAAAUCCAGUAUUAAAUGAUAAUCCAAUAAUUGAAAUAACUUCACCUAAAAUAGUGACCUCGUGUAAAAAAAAUGACAGAAUAUCUCUGUGUCUUGAUGGACUGUCGACAAUUGGACACAAGGGAUUGUGGAAUGAUUUGAAUGAUGUACAAAUAGAUUACGAUAAUAAUGAUAAAUAUGACGACGAAGACAAUGACGAUCAUAUAUCACCGGUGUAUGAAGAGCCUACAGAUUUCGCGACGACAAUCGCACGUUUGAGAAAUUUACUCCAACAAAAAUCAACAGUCAGCACUCCGUUGCCUGUUGAAGAAAAAUCUUUUACGUAUGACGGCAAUCAGUUUGUUAAUUUAGCGAUACCUUGGACUGAAUUUCAUACAUCAACUGACGGCUCGCAGCAGUUGUUGUACUGCAUACAAUUUGAUGACGUUGAACAACACGGUGAAGAUUUGUUUGAAACAACGAUCGCGACUGUGAGAAGACAGUACGCGGAUUUCGUACAAUUGCACAAGAGUUUAGAAGAAUUAUCAAAUUAUUCCUCAAUUAUAUCAGACAUUCGUUUGCCAGAUGGAGGUCGUGUGGAAAUGGAAAAUUAUUUGAAAACACUCUGCUGUAAAUUGUCGCCUGACAUUCCAACGCAGCUAAGACACUUUUUAAGACCAAAUAGUGGAGGCAGUAAAAAAGCGGAUGCUGUUGCUCCGAGAUUCGAUAGAUUUUUAGCCAAAACAGUUACCGGAGUAUUCAAUACUUUAAGAACAGUAGUACCGGGUUUUGAAAUGGAUCAAGAAGAUGACAGUGUUCCGAUGCCGACACUCAUGCCUUUGUCAGACAUUCCAUGGAGGUUUGUUGAAGACAUUAAAUCGAAAAAAAUUACUGAUGAAUUGGAGAUGCUGUUGGCUGAUAGAGUAGAUUAUUGUUCUGUUGACACUGCGUACGAAGCCGUUGAGUCUAUUGAGGCUGAUGGUGAAUCUGAACUCUUAUCGCAUUGGCUAAAAAUAGUUAACACUCCGUAUGACGAAGAACUUGAAGAGUUAGACAGUAAAUUAACUCUGUCUUGUAUAGGCAUUGAUUUGAUAUGUGAAAUUUUAGCUGGCAUUGAUAGUAACAAUACACUGAGACAGGAAACUGUUGUAAGAUGGACGAAAUUAUUUUUUGGUAACAUCACAGAGUCAUUAAUUAGUCAGUAUGUUUUUAAAUUUUAUAAUCAUUUGAAUUUGAUGUCAGUAUUUUCGAAUGAACAGGAUGAUAAUUACAGUGAAGAGAUUGAAGUUGUGGAAGAUAAAUUAUUUGGGAUACUGACAGCUAAAAUAUCAAGUGAAUUGAAAUUUAUUUUUGGGGAAAAUGAUGUAAAAAAAAUAAUUAAAUUUUUAUUGCAGUCAUUUGAAUGUAAAAAAGUAAAUCUUGAUUUGUUGCUGCAAAUUGUUGAUAUUUUAGCAUCAGAAUUGUUGGCUGCGUCUAAAAUUAAUGAUGAUAAUUUGCUAUCAUAAAAUAAUUGUUAAAGUUUUAUUUUAUUUUUUUACAAACUUCAGGAGGGAAGCGGGACUGAGAUACAAAAAAAAAAAAGAGGAUAUUUUUGUAAUUUUUUUUUCAGAGUACGUUCGUUAUUAAAAUUCUUAAAAUUUGUGACAUUAUUAAGCAUCAUUUCAAGAAUAUUCUGUGAAAUUUUCAUAAAAAAAUAUUGAAAAAUGAGCCAGUGGUAGUGGGGAGAGACGAGUCAUCUUAAAAAAAGUCUCCAUGCAGUCGGCAGGAUAACUUAUGGCUGCUUCAUCUGAAAUCAAAAAACCAAAAAGAUUUUUUUAGUGCAUAAGUUUAUCUUGGAUUUGAACAAAGGAUUUUUUUUUUCAAUAACUACUUAUUUUUUAAUUAAACAAUAGGAAAAAUUUUUGGCAAAAGUCAAAGUUUUUUGAUUGCACUUUUACCAAAAAUUCAAAAAUGAAUAUUUUGUUUAUUCCUUCAUUCAAAUCCAAGAUAAACUUAUGUACUGAAGAAAUCUUUACAGGAUAAAAUUUCUAAAAUUAUUUUUAUCAGUCCAAUUCCUGAUGGCCAUAUUAUCACUUCAAAAGUUUGACGUUCAGUGAUUUUGAUUAACUUCACAGUAAGUUUACGUCAAGUUCUUGCAAUUGACGAUGAUAUCAAAUUUGGGCUGGGAAUUUCCCAUGAUUUCAUACAUGUAUGUGUAACACAUUCUAUUUAUUUAUGAUAUACACAUAAAAUGUGAAAAAAAACCUGACUACGAUUCCAGUCGUAAGUGUAGAAAUCAUUAUAACGAGCAACCUGCAGUCAACACGUGACUGCCAAAAUAUUACUAGCAUUUAUAAAAUACGCAGAAAAAAAGGAUUUCUUGCCGCAACAAAAUUUUAAUUUGCACCAAGAAAUUUUAUGCAUUAUCAAUAAAAUACAAAAAUUGUCUAGGGGCGAGAAAAGAUUUUUUUGGUCAAGAAAUAAUUCCUUGCACCAAGUAAUUUUUUCUAGUUCUAAAUAAAUUUUUGUUUUCAAUUCACAAUGCAAAAAAUUUAUUGGGGUAAGUAAAAAUUUUCUUUAGGCGCGUAAAGAUUUUUUGUGUCAAUGAAUCCUUUUUUUUUCUAUGCGCACUUUUUUGACUUUGAGAAGCUUCCUAAGACCAAAAAGGAGUAGAAAAAUCUGUCAUUUUGGAAUAAGUAACGCGAUAUAUAUAUCAUAUAGCUAUAUAUUAAGUGACAUUCAGUCAUAUUUAGUGACAGAAUAAUUAAAGUAUUAAUUUAUUUAAAGAAAAUAAAUACGAUCGUCUUUUUUCCCGCGUAAUUUAAAUGGAAUUCGAAUGAUAUAGAUAAAUCUAUUUAUCUCAAUUCUUGGCAAUUAAAAAGAGUUUUAACUAUGAAAAGGCACAAAUUCAAGUCAAGACCUAUCUAAUGAUACCAAUUUCAAUAACAUUAACUAAUUCUAUCAUAUAGAUAUGGCGGGAACAAAAUUUUCCUUAUUCUCUUAAUAAUAGAGAUAAUAUCUCGUUUAUAGAGAUCAUGUUCAACAGAUUUUGUCCUGGAGAAAUUUUGUCGUGUGGAGAUAUUAUGGUGGAACCCUACCACUGGCACAUUUUUCAAUAUUUUUUUAUGAAAAUCUCACAGAAUAUUCUUGGAAUGUUGUUUAAUAAUGCCGCAAAUUUUGAGAAUUUUAAUAACGAACGUGGCCUGAAAAACAAAAUCACAAAAAUAUCCUCUUUUUUUUUUGUAUCUCAGACCCGCUUUCCCCUAAUGAGAAAAAAAAAACGAAUUAUAUCAGUAUGGAAUAACGAUGUCUACGUACCUGAUUGCACUGUUAAGAGAAAAUGGAAUUAUCGCUAUUACUCUAAUUACCGUAUCUAUAAUUAAGUGAUUAUUACCUUGUACUGUUUUAUUUUAAAUCCAAAAAUUUAUUUCCAUUUUCUCUAUAGUCAUUUACUGUAUUUAUUUAAAAAAAAAAAAAAAAAUACUUACGUUACCAUUUAAGAUUUUUUCACAAACUUUUUUUUAGUAUUUUAGUUUAAAAAAUUUUACUUAUAUCUAUGUAAGAAAUUUACUCUAUUGAAACAACUUUUAUACAAAAGAAAUGUUAUUUAUAUUUUUUUGUUUUUACACAGGUCUCAUACUGUUCAUUACAAUAUAUUAGAUAUUAAUUUAAU
Molecule: messenger RNA, 5079 nt
Organism: Microplitis mediator
Lineage: Eukaryota; Metazoa; Arthropoda; Insecta; Hymenoptera; Braconidae
Exons: 2
Coding region: 488-2932 (814 amino acids)
Cellular component (GO): intracellular membrane-bounded organelle
Molecular function (GO): phosphatidylinositol binding
Source: RefSeq, a predicted model, not a curated record